CCAUGAGGGCGUGCAUCCUCCUCGUUCUCGGUGCGUCAGUGGCCGUGGCAUCCGUGGAAGGUGUGUCGCCCGACGCCUACCUGUCCAUCUCGAACGACGAGUGCGACGAGUCGCGGCUGAAGUGGCCGUGCCCCGAACAGUGCUCGAUGGAGAUCCAGCCGGUGUACGCCACGUGCGAGCACGGCCGCCUCGAGACGUUCGUCAACUGCUGCACGUGGCACCGCGACGUCUGCCAGUUCAAGAGGCCGUGCAGGUUCCACUCCAAGGCUCCUCGCGGCGGCGGCGCAGCCCGAGAGCCCGGGACCUGGCACAGUGGGGAGACCACAUACUGACCAUGACGGUUAUACCUAAAACUACCAAAUAAACACCGGUUUUCAGCUAUUUC
Messenger RNA from Schistocerca nitens (vagrant locust), 385 nucleotides. RefSeq lists its product as uncharacterized. Bases 3 to 332 code for a protein of 109 amino acids. Lineage: Eukaryota; Metazoa; Arthropoda; Insecta; Orthoptera; Acrididae. The transcript is spliced from 3 exons. The record is from RefSeq and is a predicted model, not a curated record.